Neofelis nebulosa (Clouded leopard) is the source of this 7314-nucleotide messenger RNA. It is a transcript of the gene MYO15B, whose product is annotated as myosin XVB. The transcript has 52 exons. Gene Ontology annotation, cellular component: cytoskeleton; myosin complex. Lineage: Eukaryota; Metazoa; Chordata; Mammalia; Carnivora; Felidae. Gene Ontology annotation, molecular function: cytoskeletal motor activity; protein binding; ATP binding. The record is from RefSeq and is a predicted model, not a curated record.
UGGGGUCAGCUCUCCCUGAGGGUGGCACUCGUGAGCUCUUGCCUGCCUAGCCACGAGACAGGACAUAAUCCAUGGGUGUGGCCUUUCUGCCCUGCUCGGUCCAGCCCUGAUAUCGCUUCUGGAGAGUUCUGUCCUGCUUGGCCUUGCUGAGUCUCACAGGAGCCUCUAAGGCAGCCGGGAAGGCACAGGCCCUAGGAUGGGUCUCACCUCCUGUGCACCAAGAGGAGCAGGAAAAGGGACAGUGCCCUGAAUGGCCCUGAGUUUUCAUAAGCAGGGAGGAGGGGGCUUGGGCAAGAGGAGGUGGCCUCUUUCGCUGGUCGGGCACUGUUCUCUGCUCCUGCUCUCUCCUCUCCAGCAUGCCCUGGGGGACCAUGCCCUCUCUGAGCAGGGGAUGUUUGUGGCAAGUGUGGGUUCUUGUGUGUGUGUUAGAGUGUGGCAGGGCUCUCUGUACAAAGCUGCGUGGAGCGGGGCCUCUUCCGGGCUUGUGAGUGAAGUGCUGGGGGGCACAGAGGAAGGAGUCUGUAAUCCUUAUGGGAGGAAUGCUGGAAGGUUUCUUGGAGGCAGCAGCCUGGGGCCCUGCUUAUGAGGAUGUGGGAUUCUGAGAGCCAGCGAGCUACUGGGCCAUAGGAAAAGGCACCUUCCAGGCCACAGGAUGGCUGUGACCAGAGGCCUGGAGGCUCACAGUUGUGCUGAGGCAGAGGGAAGGGUGUGGACUGAGGCGCGGGCACACUCUGUGCCUAGGCCUUUGGACUUGACCCUGGAGGCUGCAGCAUCAGCCCCCGGGCACCACUCCUCCCUGAGUUCUGGGAGGAGAAUGAAGGACACCAGGCCCAUGUGCAGCACCGGCCCUCACGGCACCUGCCCCAUGCUCCCACCUCGUGUGGGUGCCCACCUCACUGCCCACAUGCCCCUAGGCCCUGCGGGUGAAUGGCCUGGAACAGCUGUGCAAUAACCUUGCCAGCGAGCGCCUGCAGCUCUUCGCCAGGCAGACGCUGCUGGCCCAGGAGGAGGAGGCCUGUCAGCGAGAGUUGCUGCCCUGGGUGCCCGUUCCCCAGCCUGUGAGGGAGACCUGCCUGGACCUCCUCAUAGACCAGCCCCACAGCCUCCUGAGUAUCCUGGAUGCCCAGACAUGGCUGUCCCAGGUGAGCCCCCAGUGGUAAGGACAAGGAAACCUCAUCCCCCUUAUCAGGCCACAGACCACGCCUUCCUCCAGAAGUGCCACUAUCACCAUGGCAGUCACCCCUGCUAUGCCAAGCCCCAGCUGCCCCUUCCUAUCUUCACCGUGAGGCAUUACGCUGGGACCGUCACCUACCAGGUUCACAAGUUUGUGGACAGAAACCGGGAUCAUCUUGACCCUGCCGUGGUGGAAAUGCUUGCUCAGAGCCAGCUCCAGCUGGUGGGCAGCCUGUUCCAGGAAGCAGAGUCCCGGUCCCGGGGUGGGCGAGGCAAACCCACACUGGCGUCUCGCUUCCAGCAUUCUCUGGAGGACCUCCUAGCCCAGCUGGGCAGGAGCCAUGUCUAUUUCAUCCAGUGCCUCAACCCCAACCCGGGAAAGCUUCCGGGUCUCUUUGAUGUAGAACAUGUGGCAGAGCAGCUGCUCCAGGCAGGCAUCCUGGAGGCAGUGUGUACCCGCAGUGCCAACUUCCCUGUGCGUGUGCCCUUCCAGGCUUUCUUGGCCAGGUUCCGGGCCCUGGGGACAGAGGGGCAGGGAGAGUCCUCAGACCGGGAGAGGUGUGGCGCCAUCCUGAGUCAGGUGCUGGGGGCUGAGUCGCCCCUCUGUCACCUGGGAGCCACCCAGGUCCUGCUGCGGGAGUCCGGCUGGCGGCAGCUGGAGUGGCACUGGGCCCGGCGACGCUCCCAGGCCCUGCUUGCCCUGCGCCGCAGCCAGCGCGCCUGCAUCUCUCGCCAGCGCCUCCGCCUCCUCCUCCUGCCGCGGAUGCAGGCGCGCGUGCGAGGGCUCCAGGCCAGGAAGCGGUACCUCCGGCGGCGGGCGGCUCUGGGACAGCUGAACACCAUCCUGCUGGUGGCCCGUCCCUUGCUCUGGAGGUGGCAGAGACGGCAGCUUGGGCGUUGGCGUGGUUGGCACAGCAGGAGGACCUCCGAGAAAGCGCCAGGAAUGGAGCUGGGACGCUUGGAGAUCCCGGCUGAGCUGGCCGUCAUGCUGAAGGCGGCAGAAGGCCGUCAACAUGUUUUGGCUGAUAGCAUCACGGAGUCGAUGCCCCCGGAAGUGCCUGUCCGGCCCAAGCUGACCCUCCCCCCCGACAUUGACCAGUUUCCGUUCUCCAGCUUCAUAUCCAUUAGCUUUCAGGAGCCAUCCCUGCCCCACCCUGGGCAGCCACUGACCAAGCCCCUGACCCGGCUGGUCGGGGAGAACCCUCAGCAUGCCCUGGAUAUCAACAAGGUGCUGCUGCGGCUCCUGGGGGACGGGUCCCUGCCCUCCUGGCAGGAGCAGACCAUGGGCGAAUACCUGGUGCGACAGGGGCAGCGCCGACCAGGGCUGCGGGACGAGAUCUUCAGCCAGCUCGUGGCCCAGAUCUGGCACAACCCGGACGAGCAGCAGAGCCAGCGCAGCUGGGCCCUCAUGGCCAUGCUGCUCAGCGCCUUUCCCCCAAUGCCCACCCUGCAGAAGCCGCUGCUCAAGUUUGUGUCCGACCAGGCCCCCACAGGCAUGGCAGCACUGUGCCAGCACAAGCUCCUGGGGGCCCUGGAGCAGACGCGGCUGGCCCCCGGGAUGGCACGCGCCCACCCGCCCACCCAGCUCGAGUGGACAGCGGGACGGCGGCGGGGCCGCAUGGCACUGGACGUCUUUACGUUCAAUGAGGAGUGCUACUCAGCCGAGGUGGAGUCCUGGACCACGGGAGAGCGGUUCGCUGGGUCUAUUCUGCAGAGCAGAGGCCUGGAGGUGCCCCCCCGUGGCUGGUCUGUGUCACUGCACUCCAGGGAUUCCUGGCAGGAUUUGGCUGGCUGUGACUUCGUGCUGGACCUCAUCGGCCAGACUGAGGACCCGGGGGACCCCGUCAGUCCUCGCAGCUACCCCAUUGCCCCCCGUGGCUUACCUGAGGACAUCCCCCCCGCCCCUGGCAUCCAGGCCCCCUCACUGCCCCCAGAUCCACCUCCGGGUCCGCCCCCAACACUGUCCAGCAGGAGCCACACAGCCGAGUCUCAGGUCUCAGGGAGUCUGGACGGCUUCCUGGACCACCUCUUCGAGCCGGUCCUCUCCCCAGGCCGCAGCGAUCUGGAGCAAGGCUGGGCUCUGAGCAGCCGCAUGAAGGGAGGGGGCGCCAUUGGGCCCAUGCAGCAAGGCAGCUACCCCAUGGUUUACCCAGGGAUGAUGCAGAUGCCCGGAUACCAGCCGGCCAUGAUGCCUGCAGCCAUGCCCAUGAUGCCGGCGGUGGGCGCAGUCCCUGCCAUGCCAGCCAUGGUGGUGCCGCAGCAGCCGCAGCCGCAGCCCCUGCUUCCCAGUGUGGACCCGAGGCAGCUGGCGGCCCAGCAGCAGAACUUCAUCAACCAGCAGGCGCUGAUCCUGGCCCAGCAGAUGACCACCCAGGCCAUGACCCUGUCGCUGGAGCAGCAGACGCAUCAGCGUCAGCGUCAGGCAGAGGCCCAGACCCGUGGAGCUGCUGCCCCGACCUCACCUCCAGCCGUCACCCCCAAGCCCAAGAAGCCCCUGGCUCCACGGGAGGAGCCAGAAUCGGUGGGUGCUUGCCUGAGGGAGAUCUCCCAGGAGCCCCGAGACAAGCCCCGGAGGCCCAAGAGCUUCCAGCAGAAACAGGACUUUUUCCAGAAACUGGGGCAGCAGCAGAUCAAGGUGAAGACAGUGAAGCCGCCGGCCAAGAUACAGAUCCCCCAGGAGGAGGAGCAGGACGAGGAACAGGACGAGGAAGAGCCCAGAGCAGUGCCAUCCCCUCCUCCUCCUCCCAUAGUGAAGAAGCCACUGGCACGAGGCGGGGCCAAAGCCGCACGAGAGGCUGAGGCUGAGCCGGCCCAGGAGGCGGGGCCUGGUGGUGAUCCGGAGCCCGCGCAGGACAGAGACCUGGUCCGCAGCUCGGACCCCGCGCCCCGACGGCGGGCAGAGCCCAGCAGGGAGAUCCGCAACAUCAUCCGCAUGUACCAGAGCCGCCCGGGCCCUGUUCCUGUGCCAGUGCAGCCAUCCAGGAGGCCCCCAACGUCUUUCAUGAAGAAAAACAAUCCCAAGGAUGAGGCUCUGGCUAAGUUGGGGAUCAGUGGUGCCCACACAUCCACAUCGGUGCUGUCCCCCAGCCCAAAGAAGGGCCCCCCGCCACCUGUGGCCCCUCGACCCAAGGUCCCAACACAGCUUGGGCCCUCCGACUCCAUCCAAGAGGACCAGGGUCUGUUUGGCCAGACUCCGCCCACUGCCCAUGCACCCCCACCUCCUCCACCGCCCCCACUGCCUGGGGAACCAGGGACCCUUUCAGCAGAGCCCCAUGGCUUGAUGGAGCCCAUGGGGGACCAGGGGGUCUCCACCCAGCUGCUCGUGCCCUCUGGCAGCGUGUGUUUCUCCUACAUCGGUGCGCCCUGGAGGCUGUUCCUACGCAAGGAGGUGUUCUACCCCCGGGAAAACUUCAGCCAUCCCUACUGCCUCCGGCUCCUCUGUGAGCAGAUCCUGAGGGACACCUUUGCCGAGUCCUGCAUCCGGAUCUCCCAGGAUGAGCGGCACAAAAUGAGAGAGCUACUGGGAGACCUGGAGGUGGGCCUAGAUUCGCUCAGUACCACCGAGGACAACGUCAAGAAGCGUAUCGUGGUGGCCGCUCGGGACAACUGGGCCAAUUAUUUCUCCCGAAUCUUCCCUGUCUCGGGUGAAAGUAGCAAUGACGUGCAGCUGCUGGGCGUGUCCCACCGGGGGCUGAGGCUGCUCAAGGUGACCCAAGGCCCCAGCGUCCACCUCAACCAGCUGAAGACUCUCUGCUCAUACAGCUUUGCUGAGGUGCUGGGCGUGGAGUGCCUGGGCAGCUCCACUCUGGAGCUGUCACUAAAGGCUGAGCAGCUGGUGUUGCACACGGCCCGGGCAGGUGCCAUCAAGGCCACGAUUGAGCUGUUCCUGAGUGAGCUCAAGAAGGACUCUGGCUAUGUCAUCGCCCUGCGAAGCUACAUCACCGAUGACCACAGCCUCCUCAGCUUCCACCGUGGGGACCUCAUCAAGCUGCUGCCAGUGGCCGCUCUGGAGCCCGGUUGGCAGUUCGGCUCCACCGGGGGCCGUUCUGGACUCUUUCCCACCAACAUGGUUCAGCCAGCUGCUGCUCCAGACUUUUCCUUUUCGCCAGAGAGGAGUGGCCGGCACAUGAGUCAGCUGCAGCACGGAGAGCCAGGGCUGGCUCGGUGGGAGAGGGCCACGGAGCGCCAUGCCCACCCCCGGAGCCGGACACACAGUGACAACUCUGAGGCCACCAGCUCGACCCACUCUGCGGCCUGCCUCUCUCUGUCCACGGAAUCCCACAACUACACCAUGCAGGAAUUUGCCCUGAACCACUUCCGUAAGCCUCAGACCUUGCUGCACCAGACACAUGGAGAUGCUAAGAAGGCCAUGGCCAGCCUGGUGCAGUACACCAAGGCUCCCAUACAAGAAUCGCUCAUCAGCCUCAGUGAUGAGGAUGCCAACAGGCAGGCUGUGGAAAGCUUCCAGGUUCUGAUGCAGUUCAUGCAGGACCAGCCCAAGCCCCGGGGCAAGAAUGAGUCGGAGCUCCUUUACGAGCUGCUGAGGCUGUGUCGGGAGGAGAACCUCAGGGAUGAGAUUUACUGCCAAGUCAUCAAACAGGUCACAGGACACCCUCAGCGGGAACACUGUGCUCGUGGCUGGAGCUUCCUCAGCCUCCUCGCAGGCUUCUUCCCCCCGUCAACCACGCUGAUGCCCUAUGUGACCAAGUUUCUGCAGGAGUCAGGCCCAAGCCAAGAGCUGGCCCAGAAAAGCCAGGAGCACCUCCAGCACACGGUCAAAUAUGGGGGGCGCCGGCGGCUGCCCUCUCCGGGUGAAAUUCAGGCUUUCCUGAAAGGGCAAGCAGUCCGCCCGCUUCUCAUUCACUUGCCAGGGGGUCUGGAUUACAAAACCAGUAUCCAGACUUUCACGGUGGCAGCAGAAGUGCUGGAGGAGCUGUGCCGGCAGAUGGGCAUCACUGACCCCCAGGAAAUGCAGGAAUUCGCCCUCUUCCUCAUCAAAAAGGAAGGCGAGCUGGUGAGGCCCCUGUGGCCCCACGAGUACCUCAACAGCGUGUUGGAUCAGGACGUGAGCCUACACAGCUGGCGGCUCAGCUGGGAGACCCAGCUGCACUUCGAUCACCCCACCUACAUCACCAGCCACUACAAGCAGGUGCUGCGGGACUAUCUCCAGGGGAAGCUGUUGGUCAGUCCCCAGGCAAACACUCAACUGGCCAGGCUGGCCGCCCUGCAGCACCGCAGCCAGACCCAAGAGGACCGGCUGUCAGAGCAAGACCUGUUGGCUUACUUGCCAAAGCCGCUGCAACGGCAAGUGAGCAUGUCAACCAUAAAGAACCUGAUGGAACAGGAGCUGAGGUGGAUGCAAGCAUGCAGCUCCCAAGAAGCACAGAUCAGCUUCAUUGAGGCUGUGAGCCAGCUGCCCUUCUUUGGCUACACCGUCUAUGUGGUGUUGCGGGUCAGUCAACUGGCCCUGCCCGGACCCAGCCUCCUGGGACUCAACCGCCAGCACCUCAUCCUCAUGGACCCCAGCUCCCAGAAACUGUACUGCUCCAUCGCCCUGAAGGACCUGCAGAGACUCCACCUGCUGAGCCCCCUGGAGAGCGAUGGGCCCCCUGGCCUGGAACUCAACUACGGCUCUGCCGACAACCCCCAGACCAUCUGGUUUGAGCUGGUGAAGGCCCAGGAGCUGAAACACACCAUCGCCUUCCUGAAGGACAGCGGCACUGCUUCCAACUAACGGCUGGCCUCACCCAAGAAGGUGGGGAGAGGGGAGGAGACGAGGAAGGGGCCCCUCCCACAUCCAAGUCUGACUGGGAAGGUCUCCCUUGGGUGCCAUCAGGCCAUUUUGGUUUGGACUCCACCCCCCCACCCCCGGCUGUUCUGGAACCUCCCGCAGCACGGAGCUCCUGGCCCACGUGGAGGCCAUGAGGCAGGAGCUACUAUGGUGACAUCAACUGGGAAAGAGAGUAGCAAGACUCCCCCCUGGGGGUUCCCGGAGUGGGGGCUGCAGGAACUCGCUUGGGCAGCUGAUGCUGCCUACCCUGGGGGAGAUGCCCGUAUGGCGCCAGGCCCUGGCUCAACACCAGAACGAUCCCAGGCCUGGGAGAAGCAAAUGCUGAGGAAAUAAAACUCCCAAGAGAAAAA